This is a messenger RNA of Melampsora larici-populina 98AG31, 1117 nucleotides long. RefSeq lists its product as uncharacterized. Bases 129 to 776 code for a protein of 215 amino acids. The transcript is spliced from 4 exons. Lineage: Eukaryota; Fungi; Basidiomycota; Pucciniomycetes; Pucciniales; Melampsoraceae. The record is from RefSeq and is a predicted model, not a curated record.
CAAGGUUUCCUCAGUUACCUUUUAACAGACUAUUUGACUUUGAAUUCCUAUCAUCACAAUCAUUUUUUAUAAGUCUUUGAAAGCGUCCGCCAAUUUAACUCACAACCAGCUUUCGUAUUAUUACAAGAAUGUUAAUUAGUACAAUCCUUUCACUCUUUGCUUUGACAGCACCAAUCAUCGAAUCCCACUCUUUACAUUCGAAGAUUUUAACCCUAAAUAAACGUACAAUAGAUCAAGAAUCACUCACAACAGAUUUUCAAGAUUGUGAAACGAGUUUAGAAAAUUAUAUACCUAUCUUUACAGACGCAACGAAAUGUGGUGAUGAUCAGAAGAUCUUGAGUGGUUUAAUCGAUAUUAGACAGUCAUUUGCUUCUUUAGGAUCCAAAUGUGGAGUUGCUGCUUCUGUUGAUGCUAACUUAGCUUCUACUCUAUCUAACCUUUUCUUUGAAUGUUUAACCCAACUUCAAAUCUUGAUUAAAAUCCUACACGGUAGUCCUCACUUUUCAACUUAUGAAGUCGGGUUACUUAGACUUCAAUUACCACUAAACAUAUUAGUUUCCUUCUUAAAGGUGGGAGGAGUAGAUAUAAACUCGAUGAUAAAUUCUUAUGGUGACUCAAUAGAUCCUAGUUUCAUGGUCAAAGUAGGUAUCAAACUUAAUUUAGCUACCUUACCUGGUAUUAAAAUCGUUCAAGAUGCUGUAGAUAGUGUCUCGAAGAAAGUUCUAAAUAAUGGGAAGGUUGUAAGUGAUACUUUUAGUAUACUCGGUAUUUUUUAAAUCCUUUUGUACUACUCUUUACAUCUCCAUUUCUUUCAAAUUUUGUUUCUGUGACCAACAUGAUCAAUAUGUUCUCGAGCCUCUUCAUCUUUUGAUUAUUUGUGGUCCGAUCUCAUUCUAAUAUUUCAAGAACAUUUACUUUGAUUGUCUUACUUAUCUUUGUCUUACAUUUCUUUUAGUUUUUCAUUUCAUAUCACAUUUGAGAAGUCAUGAUUUAUUGCCCAUAACACUAUGUACUUUGAAGACCGGGUUUGCAGCCAUUGGCUGCAACCUGACUUUUCUUGGUAUCUCAAACAAUUUUGGGCCGCAAACAAAAAUCAAACUACCUCUGUUCAUCUUGC